Fulvia fulva is the source of this 435-nucleotide messenger RNA. RefSeq lists its product as uncharacterized. The record is from RefSeq and is a predicted model, not a curated record. The coding region runs from base 1 to 435 and encodes 144 amino acids. The transcript has 2 exons. Lineage: Eukaryota; Fungi; Ascomycota; Dothideomycetes; Mycosphaerellales; Mycosphaerellaceae.
AUGAAGUUCCUUCUCUUCUUCCUCGUCGCCGUCUUCCUGUCGCUGGUGGGCGGUGUCCCUGUCGAGCCAGACGGAGCGGGCUCAGCGCUACAUCAGGCUUCUAAUGGAGUUGAAGAUGUGGCAAGCCCUACCGACAAGCACUUUGCACUCCUCAAGAACACCUGUCACUCCUCCGACGUUUCUUCCACGUGUAUCUUCUACGCCAACAACGCCGCCAUCGAGCUCAUCGAGCUCGAGUCAGAGUACAAGCUUGAGAUCUGGGUCGCUCCCUCCGACAGGACAACACCCAAAGCUGAGAUAGACAAGUGGAUGGCUCUGUCCAACGAGAUCGCCGAGGUUGUCAUGAAGGCCGUCGCUGAACUACCGAGACCUCACCAUCGUUUCGUAAACACGGAUCGGCAGCUCAUUGAGCUUCAACAGCAUUGCUCCGCUUGA